AUGCCCUCUCUGGCAAGUUGUCUGGAAGAGCGCCCAGCGACCUUUAUAUACAUGAUAUGCACGGAGUCUGUGGUCUUUAUCUCAACGCUAUGGUCUGCUUUCAGCCUGGGGACCAUCUACUUGUUUACCCAGUCGGCGGAGCAGGUAUUCGGGGAAUUGUAUGGCUGGGAUGCUAUCAAGGGAGGAUAUGUGCAAGCCGCGAUCGUUAUUGGUGAGCUCAUUGGUUGGGUAUGCCGUCUGCUCACCAACCAUUGGUACUACAAGUCCGCGCUCCGGAAUACCGAAAUCCCCGGAGUCGAGAUUCCGGAGGCCCGUCUCUAUCAGGCGCUCGUGGGAGGUUUAGUCGGCGUCACCGGAGGUAUGUUCGUCUAUGCAUGGACAUCAUACUCUUUCUUUCCGUGGAUCGCUCCAGCCAUUUGCUUGGCUAUGGUCGGCGCUGGCAGUGUUUGUGUUAUCGUGAGUACCGCAAACUAUCUUGUUGAUGCGUACAGCAUGAACAGGCAGCGUUAUUCCUCCAUGGGCCCGAUCUCACAGGAUAAUGCUUUAGCCGCUUGCUACCAGCUGGUCCUAAGCUGUGAGGAGAAAGUUAUCGUUAACAAGAUUCGCCUUCGAUUGCUUUACGUUGCUUUCUACCGUGUGAAACAAGACAUACAGCCAGGAAGCCAGUACGAGUACUCUGACGCUGCCAAGUUCAUCGCAGAGGCCAUAUCCCAUGCCAGUUCAAUCGAGGAUUCGUUUGAUAUAAUCCAUAAGAAGAUAAGAACCUGGAUUGGAUACGGAGAAAGCGAUUCCGAAACUCUAUGGACGAAGGAACUUCCCAAGAGUUCGACCCGAGGAAACCGUGUUUCCAUACUGCAGAAACUGAAGGAGAGUGGAAUUUGUGAAGAAGCGAACGUAAGAUCUCUGCAUAGUCUUGCGGAACAGGAAGUUGAAAGGGUAUCAAAACCUCUUAAAGAUGCUGUGCACAGAGGUAUAAGUCGACGUCUGUCACAAACGCCCUUCAGCGCUACUAGAGAACCAUCGGGCACAGGAAUACAGAGCCCAGAAGAUAUGUCAAGCAAUGCACCAAAUAACUUCGAGCAGCCAUCCAUAAUGAAUCCUUCAGUCAUCAGGGUUGAGGCCACGUGUACCCAAAAUAGGCCUAACUCCGUCUCUCAGAAUGCUAUUUGUCCUCCGAUGCAUCUCGAGCCUAGUUCGAUACACAUACCAGAUGCGAACAUGGUAGCUGGCUCCUCGACCACAGAAAGUCAUCAGAGCUCAGAUUCGUUGGAUGACUUGCAAGCUCCGAUCGACACUGCAUCCUCAUCAUUUCACUUAAAUGGGGCACUUCCUGGUAACCACCCUGGGCUAGGCCAACAAGCAAUUCAGCGGUGUACCAAUGUCUCCCCUCCGGCCGGAUUCUUCCAUGUGCUACAAGCCUUCCAAGGAGCUACAGUGCCUACAGGAUACACCGACGCGACGGAAGCAAUAUCCACUGAUUUUCAUGGCCACCCCGGUCAAUUUUGGAAUGCGAUGCAAGAUGCCAGCAGACGGACCAAUACCCAAGCCAACCAAAGAACGACUUGGCUUGAAGGCUCCCAACUCUCGAGUGAUAAUACAGGGAUAGAUGGCUACCAUAACGUCUAUCAGGCGAUACAACCUUCAUCGCUCUCGGGGUUUAUCGAUGCAAAUUUCGCAAUGCAAGGCGGUUGGGAUACUUAG
Molecule: messenger RNA, 1701 nt
Organism: Aspergillus alliaceus
Lineage: Eukaryota; Fungi; Ascomycota; Eurotiomycetes; Eurotiales; Aspergillaceae
Exons: 4
Coding region: 1-1701 (566 amino acids)
Biological process (GO): transmembrane transport
Molecular function (GO): transmembrane transporter activity
Source: RefSeq, a predicted model, not a curated record